CAUGGCAUUGCUUCGCGCUCUUCAUUUCAUAUCGAUAUCUAUGGAAGUCCAAUAGUUGGUAAUCAUUUGUGAAACAUUCUCGAGUUCAUAAUCUCUCCUUGUCCCCCAUCAAGCUUCCCCGCAGUAUCGUCGCAUCCGCGUUGUUUUCACUUCUGUGCAACAGCGACUGGGAGAUUACCUGGACGAACAUCUGCUGCAUCCACGGAAAAGCCUAGCUGUCCUGCAUCAUCAGUGUCCCUCGUUCAUGCCGAUCAAUUGGCGCGAUCCCGAAUACAACCUUUGAAGAGUCAGAACAAGGAUUCACAAAUGUCGACAAAGCGGGGUACAUCGACAAUAAAGAGUCGAGAUGGCUCUGGACGACAAGGAACCAGCAAAGCACAGAAAAGCUCAUUCUUAAAUAUUACCACUAUGGCCAUUGGAGUACUUGCUAUUGGUGUCUUGGUUCCCUAUAGCCUUGGCCUCUUCGGUGAGGCUCAGGCAAACCCUACUGCCAUCGACCCUGCCAAGCUACCAGCUACGGCCCAGAUAAUCGACCAGAAGACCUUCAAUGUUUUGGAGCAUGUCCCUCCACCGAAAGAAGCUAAUGCUACAACUAGGUUCCUCUGGCCGGGAGUUUCCUAUGAAUCCCUUACUGAACGACCAUUUCAUGUUUAUGAUGCAGAGUUCCUCAAUAUAAUUGGAAGCAAUCCAACCUUGACCUUGCUCGCCACUUCAGAAAAAGAUCCCAUCUUCCAUGAAGCUGUUGUAUGGAACCCUCCGACUGAAGAAGUUUUCUUUGUGCAGAACGCAGGCGAUCCAGACGCUGGAACAGGACUUGCAAAGUCAUCUGUCAUCCAAAAGAUUUCUUUGGCCGAAGCUGAAGCUCUGAAGAAUGGAUCGCACACGGAGAGUCAAGUCAAGAUUACUGUUGUAGACUCUAAUCCAAAAGUCAUAAACCCUAAUGGCGGAACGAACUAUAAGGGUCAGAUCAUCUUCGCAGGCGAAGGGCAAGGCGAGAAGAUACCUUCCGCUUUGUAUCUGAUGAAUCCCGAAGCGCCAUAUAAUACAACAACACUUGUGAACAACUUCUUUGGCAGGCAAUUCAACUCUCUCAAUGAUGUCUCCGUCAAUCCACGCAACGGCGAUAUCUAUUUCACAGAUACCAUGUACGGCUACUGGCAGUACUUCCGCCCCGAGCCUGGACUGCAAAACCAAGUCUACCGUUUCGACCCAGAUACUGGAGCGUUAACCGUUGUUGCGGAUGGCUUCGUCGCUCCAAAUGGCCUCACUUUCUCACCCGAUGGACUGCACGCCUAUGUUACAGAUACCGGCAUAAGCAACGCACUAUUCGGGCAUAACUACACUCGUCCUGCCUCUAUCUACCGAUUCGAUGUACAAAAAGAUGGUACAUGGGAGAAUCGCAAGACGUUUGCUUUCACAGCAGCUCGCCUACCAGAUGGAAUUCAUUGCGACUCCAAAGGCAACGUCUAUGCGGGCUGCGGCGAUGGCGUGCAUGUCUGGAAUCGUUCCGGAAAGCUCAUUGGAAAGAUUUACACAGGAAUCAAUGCAGCCAACUUUCAAUUCGCUGGCAAAGGACGCAUGGUUAUCAUGGGGAGGACAAAACUGUUCUAUGCUACUCUUGCUGCUUCUGGAGCACCAUUAAGUUGAGCUAUUGACAUAAUCCGAUGCCUCGGCACGGGGUCUUGACUUCAGAGUGAAGCGUCAAUUCCAGACCUACUACUGAUGCUUGGCACUUUUAAGAGGUUUGGAGACACGAUCCUUCAUGGCUCAAAAUAACAAGUUUCUGCGUAUCGAAGGAGCUGCAUAGACAUGGAAUAGUAACUGAAUUACCAGAACAAGCUAGGAUGCUGUUAUUAUCAAGCUUUAAGCUUAGUGAUGGAUCACCAUGGGUUACAUCGUGAUACAGGGCGGCACAGCUCUCGGCCCCGAGCAUCCAUCCAGGUUUUUGCCGAUCCCGC
Fusarium odoratissimum NRRL 54006 is the source of this 1958-nucleotide messenger RNA. RefSeq names its product gluconolactonase. NCBI's taxonomy places the organism in Eukaryota, Fungi, Ascomycota, Sordariomycetes, Hypocreales, Nectriaceae. Bases 307 to 1647 code for a protein of 446 amino acids. The transcript is spliced from 8 exons. The record is from RefSeq and is a predicted model, not a curated record.